AUGGUCAAUGUAACCUCAGUAAGUGGUUUCUUCCUCAUGGGAUUUUCUGAUGACCGACAGCUUCAGAUUUUACAUGCACUGCUCUUUUUGGUAACAUAUCUGCUGGCCUUGACGGGCAACCUCCUCAUUAUCACUAUCACUACCUUAGACCACCGUCUCCACUCCCCCAUGUACUACUUCUUGAAGCACCUCUCUCUCCUGGACCUCUGUUUCAUUUCUGUCACAGUCCCCCAGUCCAUUGCUAACUCUCUUACGAAUAACGGUUACAUUUCUCUUGGCCAGUGCAUCCUUCAGGUUUUUUUCUUUAUAGCUCUGGCCUCAUCCGAAGUGGCCAUUCUCACGGUGAUGUCUUACGACCGUUACGUAGCCAUUUGUCAACCACUGAAGUAUGAGAUGGUCAUGGAUCCCGCUGCCUGUAGGCGUGCAGUGAUAGCCGUGUGGACCGCAGGGGGCCUCUCUGGACUCCUGCACACGGCCGUUAACUUCUCCAUACCUCUCUGUGGGGAGAAAGUCAUCCAGCAGUUCUUCUGUGAUAUUCCUCAGAUGUUGAAACUAGCCUGUUCUUACGAAUUCCUGAGUGAGAUUGCAGUGGCCGCCUUCACAACCUCAGCAGCCUUUGCCUGCUUGAUCUCCAUCGUGCUCUCGUACGUUCACAUCUUCUCAGCAGUGUUGAGAAUCCCAUCAGCAGAAGGGCGGACCAAGGUGUUCUCCACCUGCCUACCACAUCUGUUUGUAGUCACGUUCUUCCUUUCAGCGGCGGGCUUUGAGUUUCUCAGGCCUCCUUCAGAUUCCCCAUCAGCCAUGGACCUCAUGUUCUCUAUAUUCUACACCGUCGUACCUCCGACGCUCAACCCGGUCAUCUACAGCUUGCGGAAUGAAGCCAUGAAGGCGGCUCUGAGGAAGGUGCUGUUAAAGGCCAUAUUCAAAAUCUAA
Ochotona curzoniae (black-lipped pika) is the source of this 933-nucleotide messenger RNA. Its product is annotated as olfactory receptor 14J1. The transcript has a single exon. Gene Ontology annotation, biological process: G protein-coupled receptor signaling pathway. The record is from RefSeq and is a predicted model, not a curated record. Gene Ontology annotation, cellular component: membrane. NCBI's taxonomy places the organism in Eukaryota, Metazoa, Chordata, Mammalia, Lagomorpha, Ochotonidae. Bases 1 to 933 code for a protein of 310 amino acids. Gene Ontology annotation, molecular function: G protein-coupled receptor activity; odorant binding; olfactory receptor activity.